Molecule: messenger RNA, 264 nt
Organism: Carcharodon carcharias (great white shark)
Lineage: Eukaryota; Metazoa; Chordata; Chondrichthyes; Lamniformes; Lamnidae
Product: peptidyl-prolyl cis-trans isomerase FKBP1A-like
Exons: 1
Molecular function (GO): peptidyl-prolyl cis-trans isomerase activity
Source: RefSeq, a predicted model, not a curated record
UUCUACGUGGUUCACUAUACAGGGUCACUGAAGGAUGGAAGAAAGUUUGAUUUUUCUCAGGACCAAGCUCAGCCAUUUAAAGUUAAAAUUGGUGAAAAACAGGUCAUCAAGGGCUGGGAAGAAGGAUUAGUUCAGGUGAGUGUUGGACAGACAGCAAAACUAACCUGCACCUCUGACUAUGCUUAUGGAGCUGCUGGCCACCCUGGCAUCAUUCCACCUAAUGCUACUUGGAUUUUUAAUGUAGAGCUCUUAUGUCUUGAGUGA